Closterium sp. NIES-67 is the source of this 3047-nucleotide messenger RNA. The record is from the annotation of a GenBank genome assembly. Lineage: Eukaryota; Viridiplantae; Streptophyta; Zygnematophyceae; Desmidiales; Closteriaceae.
CUCAAAAGCAGGAAUUGAGGCCAUAGCAGACCAGGCAACCUACAUCGCCAACCAGUUUUCUUUUGAGUCGACUCAAACAAAAGCAGGAAUUGAGGCCAUAGCAGACCAGGCAACCUACAUCGCCAACCAGUUUUUCCGUGUGUUGCUUUUGAGUAAACUCAGAAGCUACCCCACAUGUGGCUCCCCUCCCCUGCUCAACAUGUCCCAUCUUUAUCUCUCACAGUCCCAACUCGUGGCUCUUAGCAAUGAAACAGACUGCUACGAGGCUUGAAGAAGCAGGGAGGGUGGAGGCCAUAGUGGACCAGACGCCCUGCAUAGCGCAGUUCAGCAACCAGCUCUGCAACGUGCUCAUGAUAGAACGUGUUUCUGUCCCUCCAUGCUCCCAAACCCUAAACUGUAUACCCUAAACCUCUUGCAGUCUCAGCUGGUGGCCCUCAACAGCGAGGCAGACUACUACGAGGCGUUGACCACUGGAAAAGUGAACGCCAUAGUGGACCAGGCGCCCUACAUAGAGCAGUUCAGCAACCAGUACUGCAACGUGCUCAUCACCGAGCAGAACCUCCGCAACAUCUUCCUUGCCUUUGCAUUCCCCCUGGGGUCCCACCUGGCUGAUGACGUGGCACAUGCUGUUCUCCACGUGGCACAGAGUGGGCAGCUGCAGCGAAUACGAGCUGACGCCUUCGAGACGAAUGGCACGUGCAACGCCGCAUCAGCAACAUCCCUUCAACUCGGCUUCCGCAGUUUCAGUGGCACUCUGCUGGUGUACCUGGGGGUGUCGCUGGGGGCCUGCCUGCUUCUUGCUCUGGUCAUCAUAGUGCAAGGCGUGCGAGUGCACGUGAACAUGCGGGAAGCACAACAGAACCCCACAUUUCCCACCACCGCAACAGCUGAUGAUAAGGGUGGGAAGGACUGGAAGGGUAGCAAAGAUGGCACGUGCAAGAGACCAGAGAUGGAGCCUCUAAACGGAGGUGACUGUAACGGGAAGCCAAGUGUUCCUAAUGGUUCUUCUGACUCUAAUAAGACAGGACUGAGGGUUAGUAAAGCCCUCCCUAGGAGCUUUGUCUUCGAGGGUUUGGUAGGGGAGGAGGGGUUGGAAAUGUGGGAGGGAGGGAGCAUAGCAGAGGAAGAAGAGGGAGAGGAGGAGGAUGAGGUUGAAAUACACCAUCAGAAAAUGACGCAGCAGCACCAGCAGCAGCACCAGCAGGUGAAGCAGCAGCAUGCCUGCCGGCCAAUCAAGCGGGAGGAAGUGAAGCAGCGGCCGUGGCGGCAGCGGCAGCAGCGGUGUUUGAAGGACGACGAGGAGAUCGAAACAGAGGGUGUUGGCUCUGCUUUGCAGCAGCAGCAGCAGCAGGGGCGACGGAAGCAGCUUACAGUCUCAUUCAAGCGCGCGGUGCAAUUCAGCAGCAGGGGUGACACCGGCAGGGGGGACACAGGCAGGGGAGACACCGGCAGGGGUGACACCAAGAGGGGAGGCGAGGGCAGCUACAGCGACCGAUCGUGGUCGGAUUUGACCCGAGUGAAGAUCCAGUUGCACCAGUCGUGGUCCGAGCUGGUCUCCAUAUUUAACGAUGGCUCCACCAUACUUUCCGGCCACUCGGCAUCUGGUAGCAGCCCAUUUUCUCGCCAUAACACCGCCUCUGAAACCAGCCCGUUCACUCGCCACAAGACCAUUUCCGGCCACUCUGCCACGGGCAGCAGCCCGUUCACUCGCCACAAGACCAUUUCCGGCCACUCUGCCACGGGCAGCAGCCCGUUCACUCGCCACAACACCAUGUCUGACAGCAGCCCUAUAUCUCUCUCACACCGGGCAGCAUCCAUCGGCCAUAUGCCCACUGCUUCCAGUUACUCUCUCCCGUCCCUCGGAAGCAGGGGGAGUCUCGGCAGUGUGCGGCGCAGCAUUGGUGGUGCGGACCCCUCGUUGCCCCGCGCCUCCAGUGGGAGCGGCAAUGGCAACAGCAACGUCAACAUCAACAUCAACGCCAUCCGUGGGGGUGGUAACCAUGCAUUACACCGUGCAACCAGCAGCAGCAGCGUCAUCAGGGGCUCUGAUACCAUGUCCGUGCGCCACGGAGCCAUACCCAGCCCUGCCAGCCUCCCGAACCUACACAGGGUCGGGUCCGGAAGCGGCAGGUCCGGAGCAAGCAGCAGCUCCAGGAUCGGCAACCCAUCAACCACGGAAGCUCUAGGUUUGAGCCCAAGCCUAGCUGGCCAGUUCGGAACGCCGAACAGGGUAGGACUUUUAGUGACCAUGAGCCCACAUGGGGGCUCGUUAGGUGGUGGGGUUCUAGAGGAAGGACCGCGGCGCCGGUCCGUGCUAACUAUUGACUUGAACGCUGAUAAUGACGACGAUGCUAACAGAGAGGAGACAUGGGCGGAAGCUCCAGAAGCGGGCGCUGGUAGAUUUAAGGCCGGCCUGUCCCAGGCCAAUCAGCAAGCGACACCUGGCAGGUCACCUGCACCGGCCGAGCCUGGCUUCCGAGGCUUGGUCCGAACCACAGCCAUGGCGACGAGCACGAGCCAGAUGGACCGGCAGGGUCGGGGGAAGGCCUGGCAGAAGAAGCUGAGGGAGCAGAGGGAGAGAGUAGCCGCGAUGGGGACUUUCCACCACGAUUUGCUUCAGCAGAUGGCGGAUCGGAACUCUCAAGUGAUCGACAAACUCAAAGGGAUGGGGAGGCAGAUGCCGUACGGGGAGACGGUGGAGGAGGGGGGGGGUAUGGGCGGUUUGAGAGCGGCGAGUAGUCGGUCGCUUGGGGACCAUUCGGGGAGUAGUCGGUCACUCGGAGGGGUUUCUGUGGCUUCCGGGAGGAGAAUGGUGCAUGUGGCAUCAGAACCAUCCCGCGUGCUGGAUUUGAGGUCUGUAUUGGAAGAAGUAGUUAGUUAAAACGUACGAACCGUAUUGGUGUGUCCACUGGUUUUGAUUGAGGUGCCUCAAAAGCACUUGUGGUAUCAGAGUGGGCUAGUGCGGUUCUUUCUGGCCACCAUGCUCGUCAUCAUGGUUGAGGCGCCUUCAUAAGUAAAAGGAAGCUGGAGUUUGACUCAACGACCUU